Molecule: messenger RNA, 387 nt
Organism: Rhinopithecus roxellana (golden snub-nosed monkey)
Lineage: Eukaryota; Metazoa; Chordata; Mammalia; Primates; Cercopithecidae
Product: protein PET100 homolog, mitochondrial
Exons: 4
Coding region: 98-319 (73 amino acids)
Biological process (GO): mitochondrial respiratory chain complex IV assembly
Cellular component (GO): mitochondrion; mitochondrial inner membrane
Source: RefSeq, a predicted model, not a curated record
AGCUUCAGCAAUGGAGGGUGCAAAACACCAAUGAGCUUCUGUCUUGCUGGAGGGUCGGCUUUAGGCGGAAGUUGCUUUGUUGACCGGGAGAAACGAGAUGGGGGUGAAGCUGGAGAUAUUUCGGAUGAUAAUCUACCUCACUUUCCCUGUGGCUAUGUUCUGGGUUUCCAAUCAGGCCGAGUGGUUUGAGGACCACGUCAUACAGCGCAAGAGGGAGCUGUGGCCACCUGAGAAGCUUCAAGAGAUAGAAGAAUUCAAAGAGAGGAUACGGAAGCGGCGGGAGGAGAAGCUUCUUCGCGACGCCCGGCAGAACUCCUGAGGCCUCCAAGUGGGAGUCCUGGCCCCUCCCCUGAUGAAAUAUACGCAUACUCAGUUCCUUGUUACUCA